This is a messenger RNA of Rhizophagus irregularis DAOM 181602=DAOM 197198, 1031 nucleotides long. Lineage: Eukaryota; Fungi; Glomeromycota; Glomeromycetes; Glomerales; Glomeraceae. The record is from RefSeq and is a predicted model, not a curated record.
AAAAAUAGAAAAAAAAAAAAAAUCUUUUUUUAUCUGUAACGGAUCAACUGCUUCUCAUUCAUUAUGAAUGAGUUUCCCGAUUCAACCGAGAAUUUGGACGGAUCAAGUAAUGUAAAUCUCACCACUUGGUAAACUUUAGAUAUAAACAAGUUUUACAAGUUUUACAAGUUUUAACUGAAACUAAUUUCCUCCUCGUUCUUCAAUACGACCAAAAUUGUUCUAUACGACUAAAAUUGUUCUCAUUAAAAAAGAUCAAACAUGAGAAGAAUAUUGGUACAAUAUUGGUAUAAUAUUGGAAUAAUAUUGGAAUAAUAUUGGUAUAGUAUUAUAGUAUUGGUAUAGUAUUGGUAUAAUAUUGGUAUAAUAUUAUACCAUAAACAUAAAUAUUAUAAGAUUAUUAAAAGAUUAUCACAACCUUUUCGAAUAUUACUAUACACCCUGUACAUACAUUAAUUUUGUACGCUAUUAUCUUGAUGCAUCAAACAUCUUUGAUGUCGCGUGGCCCUUGCGUACCGUAUUUUCAUUCUUUUCCUUGGUUCACUCAUAUGAUAUUCAAAUAUAUCAUGAAGAUAUUGAUAUGAUUUUACUUUAACAAGAUUUCAUUACAGAGUAGAUCUCAUUUAAGUUAUAGUUAUAGUAUAGUUAUAGUAUAGUUAUAGUGUAGUUAUAGUGUAGUUAUAAUAUGGUUAUAGUAUACAGUGUUUUAGAUCGAAUUUUUCUUUGUUUUCUUUUUGACAAAUUAAGUCUUACAUACCGUUUUUGUUAUUUGUACGAUUUAUAAUGAUUUUAAUUUUGAUUCGUUUUCGGUUGUCAUCAAUUUUUAAAACCUCACAUAUUUUUAAUGUCCGACGAUCAAAUAAUAUUAAUUAUGGUUAUACAAAUAAACGAAUGAUUAUGUGUUGUUUUAUUAAUUUAUAUGCUCUCUUUACCUUUUGUUACUCUUUUUCUCUAUUAAAGUUGCAUUUUUUUUUAAUAGUUUCAUCGAAUGAAAUGGAAAAAAAAAUUAAAAUUAAUAUUUCAUUAUCGGUACU